CGUUCUUCACCAAUCUAAGUCACCAGGUAGUUCAUCUGGAUAUUCUCCUGUCAAACAAGCAGUGCAGUGACCAAUAUAACUGCUUUCUUUAUUAUCCAUACCAUGUCUAACAGCUUGAAUAAGCCCUUCGACAGAAAGAUUAUAAACCUGGUAAAUUGAUCAUCGAGGGUAAGACCAAAAUAGUCUAUGAGGUUAUGCAUGAUAAAGAAUUAUGUUUCAUUCAAAGUAAGGAUCGCAUUACGGCAGGAGAUGGUGUAAAGUCUCAUGAAUUAGAAGGCAAAGCUGCUAUUAGUACAAAUACAACAGCUAAAGUUUUUCAGUUACUGAAUCAAGCUGGUAUAAAUACAGCUUUCAUUAAGCUUGUUAGUGACACAGCUUUUAUAGCGCAAAAAUGUGAGAUGAUACCUAUUGAAUGGGUUAUAAGAAGAUUAGCCACCGGUAGUUUCUUAAAAAGAUAUUCAGGAGUAGUAGAAGGAUAUAGGUUUAAUCCACCAUUGCAAGAAACAUUUUAUAAGGAUGAUGCUAACCAUGAUCCUCAAUGGUCAGAAGAACAAAUAAUUUCUGCUAAUUUCCAAUUAAAUGGAGUUAAAAUUGGCAAAGAUGAGAUUGAUAUUAUGCACCGUAUUACAUUGACUGUUUUCGAAGUUCUUGAAAGAGCUUGGGCUACACGAGAUUGCGCUCUUAUAGAUAUGAAAAUAGAAUUUGGUGUAGAUAUAUCUGGUAAAAUUGUAGUUUCUGAUGUUAUCGAUAGCGAUUCCUGGAGAUUAUGGCCAUCUGGUGAUAAACGAUUGAUGAAAGAUAAGCAAGUAUAUAGAAAUUUAGUUUCUGUUACUCAAGCCGAUUUGGAUACCGUUAAACGCAAUUUCAAAUGGGUGGCAGAUCAAUUGGAAUAUCUCAUUCCACCUCCAACAUCAUUAAUUGUUAUUUUAAUGGGUUCUUUAUCUGACAAAGAACAUUGUGAAAAAAUAGCAAACCAUGCAAAGAAAUUAGGUUUAAUAGUAGAACUUAGAGUGUGUAGUGCACAUAAAGGUACUCAAGAAACUCUGCGUAUUCUUGCUGAAUAUGAAGGUAGUGGAAAAAAGGUGGUGUUCAUUACUGUAGCAGGGAGGAGUAAUGGAUUAGGUCCAGUAUUGUCUGGAAAUACUGCUUUUCCAGUUAUUAAUUGUCCGCCUUUUAAACCAGAAAACAUUACACAAGACAUAUGGUCAUCUAUAAAUGUACCUUCAGGAAUUGGUUGCACAACUGUUGCAUAUCCAGAAAGUGCUGCACUUGCUGCAGCCCAAAUACAUGCACUUCACGAUCAUAUGAUUUGGUCCAAAUUGCGUGUAAAUCAGCUUAAUAAUUUUAUUAAUUUGAAAGAAGCAGACAAGAAGUUGCGGGGUCUUAGAUAUAUCACACUUUAAAACUUUCAUCUCUUUUUUUUAUCAAUGAAAGUUCAAAGAGAUUAAACGAUCUUUUUGGGUUACUUCUGUAAAAGAAUAUGAAUGCAUUUAAAUGAUUUAGGAAAGAAUAAUUCCAAACAUUUUCAUUUAGUUACUUUAGUAUAACAAUACUCUAAAAUACUAUAAAACAUACUUACUGAUCUUUGAUCUAUAAGAUACAUAAUAGAAUGUUAUUUUUCUAUUUUAGUAAUUUGUAUGCAAUAAAAUAUUAUUGACUUUUGCUAUUAUAUAUACAUGUUCAUGUUAGCACUUGUUGCAUAUACAUUACUAUUAUUACUUUUGAUGAUGUUGUACUGGAUACAAGUUUACAAUAUUCAUUUGUUUCCGUUGAAACAAAUUUUUGAAUAGAACAGUUGAUUUGUAUUUAUAAAAAUUGUAAUAAUGUUUAAUACAAAUAUUAUCAAUUUUUAUAUAUAUACAUAUGUAUAAUUUAUAUAUACACGUAUAAUUAAAAGUUGAUUUUGUUUAAACAGUAACAUCCUGUGUUAUUAAUGAGUGUUAAUUAAAAUGAAAUGGGUAAUAUAUAUUCUUCCAUUAAAGUUUUUCAUACAUUUGUUUACGUACUAAGACAUUUUAACAGAUUUGACACUAUUAAGUGGAUUUUGAACAAGAUUGAUUCUCACUUGCAAUAGCUUCUAUUUCAGCAAUUUCUUUUGGACAAUUUCUUGAUAAUACUAAAGGACCAUUUUCUUUUAUUAAAACAUCAUCCUCAACUCGUACUCCUAAGCCAUGAAAAUUUGAUGGUGCUAAAGGAUUUUUAGGAUUAACAUAUAUACCUGCAAACAUAUAUCCAUUAAAUUGUAUAGAAAAAUAUAUAUCUAUUAUAAGAUUACUUACCAGGUUCAAUAGUUAUAAUCAUUCCAGGUUGUAAUGGGAUAUUAGCAGAAAUUUUGGCAGUAUCAUGUACAUCCAUUCCUAAAUAAUGGCUUACAUGAUGCGGACAAUAACUAAAUGCAGCUGAUAUUAAUUUAUCUCCAGAUAAACUUUUUGGUAUUAAUCCUACUUCUUGUAAUCUUUUACCCAAGAGUGAACACAUGGAGUGAAAUAAUUGAUCUAAUGUUGGCAUUUCUUUGACUUUUUCUAAUAACUCCUUCUGUAUAUCUAAUACUGUUUCAUAUAGAAUUCUUUGUUCUGGUAUGAAUUUACCAUUAGCAGGCCAUGUUCUUGUAAUGUCAGAUGUAUAACCAUUAUAUUGACAACCUAUAAUAAAUAUUAAAUCAGAAGUAAAGUACUGAAAGAACAUAGAA
This is a messenger RNA of Vespula pensylvanica (western yellowjacket), 2689 nucleotides long. It is a transcript of the gene Paics, whose product is annotated as multifunctional protein ADE2. The transcript has 6 exons. The record is from RefSeq and is a predicted model, not a curated record. Bases 195 to 1403 code for a protein of 402 amino acids. Gene Ontology annotation, molecular function: phosphoribosylaminoimidazolesuccinocarboxamide synthase activity. Gene Ontology annotation, biological process: 'de novo' IMP biosynthetic process. NCBI's taxonomy places the organism in Eukaryota, Metazoa, Arthropoda, Insecta, Hymenoptera, Vespidae.